AUGGCUAGCACUGUAGGCCAGACCAUCACUUGCAAGGCGGCGAUUGCGUGGGGCGCCGGGGAGCCCCUCUCCGUGGAAGACGUCGAGGUUGCUCCUCCCAAGGCCCACGAGGUUCGCAUCCAGGUCCUUCACACUGGUGUUUGCCACACGGAUGCCUACACACUCUCCGGAAAGGAUCCCGAAGGUGCUUUCCCCGUCGUCCUCGGCCACGAGGGUGCCGGUAUCGUCGAGUCCGUCGGCGAGGGUGUCACUUCCGUAAAGCCCGGUGAUUAUGUCGUUGCUCUCUACACCCCCGAAUGCCGGGAAUGCAAGUUCUGCAAGUCUGGCAAGACCAACCUGUGCGGAAAGAUCCGCGCCACCCAGGGUCGCGGUGUGAUGCCCGACGGCACCUCGCGCUUCAAGGCCCGCGGCAAGGACCUCCUCCACUUCAUGGGUACCUCCACCUUCUCUCAGUACACUGUUGUCGCCGAUAUCUCCGUCGUCGCCGUCACCCCCAAGAUUCCCACCGACCGAUCCUGCCUUCUCGGUUGCGGUAUCACAACCGGUUACGGUGCCGCCGUGGUGACCGCCAAGGUCGAGGAGGGCUCCAACAUCGCCGUCUUCGGCGCUGGAUGUGUUGGUCUCUCAGUCAUCCAGGGCGCGGUCAAGAACAAGGCUGGCAAGAUUAUCGUCGUCGACGUCAACGACGCAAAGGAGGAAUGGGCCCGCAAGUUCGGCGCCACGGACUUUGUCAACCCCACCAAGCUCAACGGCAAGACCAUCCAGGAGGAGCUCAUCGAGAUGACCGACGGUGGUUGUGAUUACACCUUCGACUGCACCGGUAACGUCGGUGUCAUGCGUGCCGCCCUCGAGGCCUGCCACAAGGGCUGGGGUGAGAGUAUUAUCAUCGGUGUUGCUGCUGCUGGCCAGGAGAUCUCCACCCGACCAUUCCAACUCGUCACCGGUCGCGUAUGGAGGGGAUGCGCCUUCGGCGGUAUCAAGGGCCGUACUCAGCUUCCCGGCCUUGUCGACGACUACCUGAACGGGCAGCUCAAGGUCGACGAGUUCAUCACCCACCGUGAGCCCCUCGCCAACAUCAACAAUGCCUUUGAGCAGAUGAAGGCUGGCGACUGCAUCCGUUGCGUUGUGGACCUCUCAUAA
Molecule: messenger RNA, 1140 nt
Organism: Aspergillus calidoustus
Lineage: Eukaryota; Fungi; Ascomycota; Eurotiomycetes; Eurotiales; Aspergillaceae
Source: the annotation of a GenBank genome assembly